UUGAGAACACACAGACUAGGCCGAGAGCCACACACACACACGCAACGCAGCCAACUCUAGCCCAGUGUGCACCCCGAGAAAGACCACACCUUUCUUCCUUCAGAAACCCCCCAACAAUACAAAACCCACCUAAUCUUCCUCUCUCUAUAAAUCUUUCUAAAACCUUCUCUACUUUCUCUCACUUUCAUUUUCUUGAUCUUCACUCCUGUAAAGCUCACUCCUUUGAUCUUCUUUUCAAUCCCCUCGAGUCUUUUAAUUUGCUAGAAUAUGGCUACAAAGAAGAGUGUUAGCUCUCUAAAGGAAGCUGACUUGAAGGGAAAACGGGUGUUUGUGAGAGUGGAUCUAAACGUUCCUUUGGAUGAUUACCUCAAUAUCACUGAUGAUACUAGGAUCCGUGCUGCUGUCCCCACCAUCAAGUACUUGAUGGAUCAUGGUGCUAGAGUUAUUCUUUGCACCCACUUGGGUCGCCCUAAGGGUGUUACACCUAAGUACAGUUUGAAGCCACUUGUACCUAGGCUAUCUGAACUUCUUGGAGUUGAGGUUAAGAUGGCAAGUGACUGUAUUGGUGAGGAAGUUGAGAAAUUGGUGGCUGAGAUCCCAGAAGGGGGUGUUUUGCUUCUCGAGAAUGUAAGAUUCCACAAGGAGGAAGAGAAGAAUGAGCCUGAAUUUGCAAAGAAGCUUGCUGGUCUUGCAGAUGUCUAUGUCAAUGAUGCAUUUGGCACUGCUCAUCGAGCCCAUGCUUCCACUGAGGGAGUGGCUAAAUACUUGAAGCCUUCUGUUGCUGGUUUUCUUAUGCAGAAGGAACUUGACUAUCUUGUUGGAGCUGUGGCAAACCCUAAGAAGCCAUUUGCUGCAAUUGUUGGGGGCUCAAAGGUAUCAACCAAGAUUGGAGUAAUAGAAUCUCUCUUGGAGAAGGUUGACAUCCUCAUCUUGGGUGGAGGAAUGAUAUUUACCUUUUACAAGGCACAAGGACACUCAGUCGGGUCAUCCCUUGUGGAGGGAGACAAACUUGAUCUUGCAAGUUCACUUAUUGAAAAGGCCAAAGCUAAGGGAGUGGACCUAUUGCUGCCCACUGAUGUGGUCAUUGCUGAUAAGUUUGCUGCUGAUGCCAACAGCAAGGUGGUGCCAGCAUCCUCUAUUCCAGAUGGCUGGAUGGGUUUGGAUGUUGGACCUGAUGCGAUCAAGACAUUCUGUGAAGCAUUAGAUACUACCCAAACGAUUAUCUGGAAUGGACCAAUGGGCGUCUUUGAGUUUGACAAGUUUGCAGUGGGAACUGAGGCAAUUGCCAAGAAGCUUGCGGAGCUCAGUGGAAAGGGUGUGACAACAAUCAUUGGAGGUGGUGACUCAGUUGCUGCUGUGGAGAAAGUUGGUCUUGCUGACAAGAUGAGCCACAUCUCAACUGGAGGUGGUGCCAGCUUAGAGCUUCUUGAGGGGAAGCCACUUCCUGGAGUCCUUGCUCUUGAUGAUGCAUGAACUGAGUUUUUUUUGCCAUUUUUUGUGCAACUCUAGUUCUGGUACACAUGGUUGGAAUCACAACCAGAGCGGACUUAGAAUGAGAGUAGAGCUGAUAGGCUGUAGAUUGAGUAAAUAAAUGUGGUCUCUUGAGCAUCUCAAGGAAGGAUUGCUUUGGGUUGGAUGGAUUCAUUUUGGAAUAUUUGACAUCCAAUUAUAUGAGUUUGUUUGCUUCUUCGAUAAAGUGCACUUUAAGCGCUUUGACAGAUAAAUGCAUUAAAGAAGUUUUUUCACUUCUCUUUAAAGGCUUCA
Molecule: messenger RNA, 1764 nt
Organism: Ricinus communis (castor bean)
Lineage: Eukaryota; Viridiplantae; Streptophyta; Magnoliopsida; Malpighiales; Euphorbiaceae
Product: phosphoglycerate kinase, cytosolic
Exons: 7
Coding region: 268-1473 (401 amino acids)
Biological process (GO): glycolytic process; gluconeogenesis
Cellular component (GO): cytosol
Molecular function (GO): ADP binding; phosphoglycerate kinase activity; ATP binding
Source: RefSeq, a predicted model, not a curated record